Messenger RNA from Piliocolobus tephrosceles (Ugandan red Colobus), 543 nucleotides. Its product is annotated as acyl-protein thioesterase 1-like. The record is from RefSeq and is a predicted model, not a curated record. Gene Ontology annotation, cellular component: cytoplasm. Gene Ontology annotation, molecular function: carboxylic ester hydrolase activity; palmitoyl-(protein) hydrolase activity. The transcript has 2 exons. Bases 1 to 543 code for a protein of 180 amino acids. Lineage: Eukaryota; Metazoa; Chordata; Mammalia; Primates; Cercopithecidae. Gene Ontology annotation, biological process: protein depalmitoylation.
AUGUGCAGAAAUAACAUGUCAGCCCCGCUGAAAACCAUCAUGCCCGCCGCCUGGAAAGCCACCGCCACGGUGAUUUUCCUUCACGGCUUGGGAGAUACUGGGCACGGAUGGACAGAAGCCUUUGCAGGUAUCAGAAGUUCACAUAUCAAAUAUAUCUGCCCGCAUGCGUUUGAUAUUAUUGGGCUUUCACCAGAUUCACAAGAGGAUGAACCUGGGAUUAAACAGGCAGCUGAAAAUAUAAAAGCUUUGAUUGAUCAAGAAGUGAACAAUGGCAUUCCUUCUAACAGAAUUAUUUUGGGAGGAUUUUCUCAGGGAGGAGCUUUAUCUUUAUAUACUGCCUUUACCACGCAGCGGAAACUGACGGGUAUCACUGCGCUCAGUUGCUGGUUUCUACUUCAGGCUUCAUUUCCACAGGGUCCUAUCAGUGGCGCUAAUAGAGAUAUUUCUAUUCUCCAGUGCCACAGAGAUUGUGACCCUUUAGUUCCCCGGGUGUUUGGUUCUCUUAUGGUUGAAAAACUAAAAACAUUGGUAAAACCUUCAUAG